UUGCUCAUCAAGGCUUCUCCUUUUUUUGUCCCCCUUUUUCGUUUAGUAAGGGAUUUGCCUUUUUUUCAAUGGGAGUGUAGUGCGGGGUUUGGAAAAAGAAUGGAUUUUGAGUAGCCAAUGCCAUAUUUGGGUGAUUGGAAUUCGGAGGUUUUUUCGGUGAAUUUUUUUGAGAGACCGAAAAAGUUCAUCAAUGUCUUGGGCAAGUCCGGAAGAUAUCUACCUCUCUACUUCUCUUGCUAAUUAUCUUGACAGGAAACUGCUUGUAAUGCUACGUGAUGGUCGAAAGCUCUUGGGAACACUACGUUCCUUUGAUCAAUUUGCCAAUGCUGUUCUUGAGGGUGCAUGUGAGAGAGUUAUUGUUGGUGAUCUCUAUUGUGACAUCCCUUUAGGUUUAUAUGUAAUUCGUGGAGAGAAUGUUGUUUUAAUUGGUGAGCUGGAUUUGGAGAGAGAGGAACUUCCUGAACAGAUGACUAGAGUUUCAGAGACAGAAAUUAGGAGAGCCCAGAAAGCUGAGAGGGAGGCUUCAGAUCUUAAAGGUUCAAUGAGGAAAAGAAUGGAGUUCCUAGACUUGGAGUAAAUGCACAUACCCUGCAUCCAUUGCUAAUUGUCCGCGAGUUUUUUUGGCGGCUGUAGGAAAUUCCAGGAUAAUGGGAAAAACAGUCUCUCUGUCUGAACAUGGAAUUUAUGUAAACAUUUGAAACAAUUUACUGCACGAGGUUUUUUGUUUGAGAUACGAUUAAUUUAUAUGAUUAAAAUUAUCAAUCUAAU
This is a messenger RNA of Rubroshorea leprosula, 768 nucleotides long. The record is from the annotation of a GenBank genome assembly. Lineage: Eukaryota; Viridiplantae; Streptophyta; Magnoliopsida; Malvales; Dipterocarpaceae.